This is a messenger RNA of Candidula unifasciata, 3471 nucleotides long. NCBI's taxonomy places the organism in Eukaryota, Metazoa, Mollusca, Gastropoda, Stylommatophora, Geomitridae. The record is from the annotation of a GenBank genome assembly.
AUGAACGAACAGGAGCAGUAUGAACCCCUUUCCUUUAAAGGCCAGAUGGCUGCCAGAUACAGGGAGCGUCUGUCUAUGGGAUUUACACUAGCAAAUGAUAACAAGGGUGAGGCCAACGACACCAGCGCAGGUCCAGCUGUUGCAGCCACGCUAUCGGAUCCCCCCGGUGCUCUGAUUAGGCACGGGAUCUUCAGGGCUGCAGAUCAGACCAUGGACGCCAGCGAAGUUGCCCCCGGCACGUCACAUAACUUGACGGCCACAGUAGCGUUGCCAAUGGCGCCACGGUCUAAGUCAUCGCUAGAAGACAACCAGACGAUAGUGCCCAAGCCAACAAUGAAAGAUCUAAUUACUAAGUUCGAGACCCGCUUCAUCACCUCCACUCAGCUGAGGCAAAACACCGAAGAAGACGAUGAGAAACAUCGAAUAGCCCGCGAUGCCUGGGGCAGCAGUUGUCCUAGAAUCAAGCUAGAGCUCGACCCCAGUGCAAUGACCUCAAGCUCUUCGAGCGACGUUAUCGAUUCAAAGAGUUCUCAGACCCUUUCAAAACCUCCUCAAGCCAAAACAUCACGAGCGACUCUGAGUUUGAACUACGAUACAAACUCGAGACUUCAAAUGUUGCAGUGCUUAAACAGGCCACGAUCACGCCAGAGCGGUGGCAAUGCCACAGAACAGUUAGGUAUAGAAGAUAAUUUAAAUCUGACAAACUCACACCGAUUUACAGACAGCCAAAAUAUAAAUACUGAUAAUCAACUAGAAGCAGACAACGUCGAAGAAGUACCGGUGACAAAAGAAGACACAAUGCACAACCCGUGUGUUGCCAGUAACCUAGAAUCUUUACCCGAUAAACCAGAGAGAGCGGAGAAAGAGCUUAAACAGACUUCAGACGAGCCAGAGGCCUCAGCGGUAAGAGUGAAUCUGAGAGAUUUUGCCCAACGGAAAAAGAAUGCUACAGAAAAUAAAUACAUCGUACACACAAAAGACUGGGGAAAGCGACUUUCCAAGAAAGACACAGCAAACUCUCCACUGGAUGUUGCCGCAUUUGAAAGCAUCAGCCAUAACAUAUCGACGUUACUGGAAAAUGAGAAAGAUUCGUCGCUUAAAGAUAACAAGAGCAGAAAUGUUCUGGAUGUCUAUAAAAGCGGUGUAAACAAAAUCAAACAGAACAUCAGCUCUCCCCAUUUGCCUUUUUCGAACCAAAAAGCUGAUGUGCGCAGUCGGUCCCGCCAGAGUGACAGAUCAGACGAAAGCAAAGAUGUACCCAAAGAUGAAAAGCAGCAUACCAAGGCCAUGGAGAGGUACCUGCAGUUUCUCCGGUCUAGUAACCCGCCCCCAGUGAGUCAAGUAACCAACGAUGCGAAAACAGAAAAGACUGACCUACGCAGAGCUCUCAGACCCCCGACACCCCAUCGCACUAAUCAGUUACACAAAGGCAGUGUCAGUGCUUUUAGAAACAUCGCAUAUCCUUUACGAGAAGCCAACCAGUCAACAGGUGGGAUGCCGGAAAUGCCUAGAUUACCUAGUAAGAAUGAAAGAGGUGUCCGUUUAGAGCAUUUGUUUCUGCACAGACCCAGGUCGCGGCAAUCGCUAACCACUGAAAAUAAAGAAAUAUCGAUAGAUCCAAGCGGUGGAGAUUUCUUCGUGACGCCCACGUUUUCUUCAACCAACAGUGUCGACUCCAAUGUAUGUGAGGCUAACAAUAAACUCAACACCGGAGACAGCAUUGCUCAACCCAAAACCGAAACCUCCGACAUCAGGCUACAUGGUCAAGUUCCAGUCACCAAACCAGCAUCCAAAUGGUCGACGCUACCUGGCAGGAACUCUGCAGUCAAAAAAUUAGCCAAGAACACGCAUGUUCGGCCUCAGUCUGCUCGAGCUCAUGACACCAGUGACCAGAAACAAAUCAAACAGGUAACGUCGUUUCUGCGGACGCGAUCUUCUUCGACCAGCAAAACAAUGGUCCCAACGUUGUCUGCGAAGAAAGCUAGUUCGUUGUUCUCCUCGCCGAAAAGCGUUAUUUCAGUUGCCUCGUCAAAUCCCUUUAAUGCCACACAUCGAAUCUCUCCCACUGUGAAAAGAAAACCCCAGAGGGAACUAAAACUGCUUAAGUACGAAGCUUCAGAUACAGGCUCGCUUCUCCUAACGGAAGAUGAGUUAGCCGACAAUGAUCUCGUGCCUGUCCAUCUGAGGGAAAGAAAGCCGCGAGAUCUGUCCGGGCAGCUGACCUUGGCGAUGUCAAGUUCCGAUGACAGCCAGAAUGCACGGCCGGUGAGUAAACUCGGUACACAGUUCAAGAAACUCUCAGAGGCUUCAUCGGAAAAACGCAUGCCAAGCGUGCCAGAGAUAAUAGACAGAAUGGAGCCUCAGUGCUUCGACGAUGAAGCCAGGCCAGUCAACAAGACUGUAUUCUCAAGCGAUGACUCAAAAUGUAGCAAAAAUCACCCGCAAGAAAGUAAACAGUCUGAGGAUAACAAUAACAAAUUUUUCGUUCUACACGGCAAAAGGCGCUCAACGGUUACUGCCACCAAAUGUUUAGAUUAUCCCAAGGACGAUCUUACACGCCAUAGAACGACAAGUAUGCAUCAUUGGAAGCUGCCUAACGCUCACAUGGCCUCGCCGGCUGCUGGAAAUAAAACAGGCGACUUGUCCAAUAUCCAAACCAUCAAGGAGACCAAAGACACAAAGGAGGGCUCAAAUCUUACUUCUAGUGUCGUUCCAGAUGAACGUAAGGCAGGAUACGUCACCAGGGAUGGACGGGACAGAAAAGUGUUCGAACAGUACCACCGUAGGACGCCAGAGCCACUCAAUACCUGCGCCCGAGGAGACAACUUGCACGCAGCCGGUGAAAGUUCAGUGGACAAGGCUUUUACCGGCAUGAUGGUUAAGCCAGCGGAGCCAGGCAAAGGGAGUCCAACUAGAAGAACCACACUACAGAAGGCAACGGGGAACACCUCCAGCUUCACCAGAGAGCAUGCCAAGGAGAGGAGGGGCGACGCCAGCGUGGAGCCGAACAUGCUACAAACGGAGUUAGUAUCCCGGUCCCGCGAAUCUUCCCACAGAAUGACAGACAACAUGUAUAACCCAUUCCACUUUGGGCACACACACGAGAAGGACGAAGCAUACUUUGAGGCAGACACGAAACUCGACAAAACACCAGCCGCUUCCCCUCAGAAAAAGAAAAGAAAAUCCGACCAUCCUAAAAAGCCAGCAAAGAAGAAGAAGAAACUAGAAGCUGCGGUAGAUGAUACUUGCCUUCAGAUUCGCUCCCCGCUAAGUAUGGAUUUGUUUGUGACGAAGACGCACAAGUCGAAAUCAAGAGACACCAGCAGGAAGGAUGAAGACCCAGUCGACAAAAUGGACAGAGGGGAUAAGUCAGAAAUAUGUGAACAACCUGUGAAAAAAAGAUCUUCGGGGGAGCUGUCAGUCAAAUCACACAAGAUGUCGAAGCACAGAAAAGAUUCGUCCCAAACUUGG